UGGAAAGAAGAAAAGGGAGAAGGAACAUCACCUAAGGUAGUCUAUAUAUAGCCUAACAUCCACAACCUCCACUCUUAUAUUGUGUGAGUAUUCCUACCUACUUUCAUUCCUUCUAAACUCUAACAAACCCACCUUAAAUACACAAGAAUAUCACAAACUUAACACUUACCAUCAUUCAAAAAACCCAACCAACUAAAAACAAACUUUUUUUUUGAACCCAAAAAUGGACUUGGAAACAAACACUAGUGACUACACCCAUGAUGGAACUCUAGAUCUUCGUGGUCGUCCUAUUAUAGCCUCUAAGAGUGGCAAAUGGAAGGCUUGUGCUUUUCUUUUAGCUUAUGAAGUAUUUGAGAGGAUGGCUUUUUAUGGCAUAGCUUCAAAUUUGGUGGUUUACUUAACAACCCAACUCCAUGAAGACACAGUUUCCUCAGUUAGGAAUGUGAAUAAUUGGAAUGGAGUUGUAUGGAUGACACCAAUCCUUGGUGCUUAUCUUGCGGAUGCCUACCUUGGUCGAUAUUGGACUUUCACCAUCUCUUCUCUAAUCUAUGUCAUGGGCAUGCUACUCUUGACAAUGGUAGUUUCUCUCAAGUCCUUAAAACCAACAUGCACAAAUGGAACAUGCAACGACAAUCAACAUUCUUCACUCCAAAUAAUGUUAUUCUACACGUCCCUCUACAUAAUUGCCCUUGGUGCGGGAGGUACAAAGCCUAACAUCUCCACAUUUGGCGCAGACCAAUUCGACGAUUUCGAUCCCCAUGAGAAACAACUUAAAGUCUCAUUCUUCAAUUGGUGGAUGUUUUGUGCCUUCUUAGGAGGUUUAUUUGCAACUUUAGCGCUUGUUUAUAUACAAGAAAACUUGGGUUGGGGUUUAGGUUAUGGUAUUCCUACUAUUGGCAUUAUAUUAUCCUUAAUAGUUUUUUAUAUAGGAACACCGAUUUAUAGGCACAAACCUAAAAAUGUUAAAAGCCCGACCGGAGAUAUUGUUAAGGUUGUUUUUACUUCAUUGGCCAAUUGGAAACUUAAAGUUGCUAGUGAUCCUAAGGAGAAUGAUCAAGAAGUUCAACCACAACAUGCCAUCACCAAUGUUGGAACAACCAAGGAAAAUCAAACUUCCAUUUUCAGGUUUUUUGACAAAGCUACAAUAAAAGAAGGAAGUUCAAGAGUCCCAUGCACACAAGCACAAGUAGAGAAAACAAAGCAAGUUUGUGGGAUGAUUAUGAUAUGGUUAGUACUCCUUAUUCCUAGCACAAUUUGGGCUCAAAUCAACACUCUAUUUGUAAAACAAGGUACAACUUUAGAUCGUCACAUAGGGAGUCAUUUUUUGGUCCCGGCAGCCUCCCUAGGGAGCUUUGUGACCUUGUCAAUGCUCCUCACCGUACCAAUUUAUGAUCGAUAUUUUGUGCCAUUAAUGCGAGAAAAAACCGGAAACCCUAGGGGAAUCACCCUCUUACAACGCCUUGGUAUUGGUUGUAUCAUCCAAAUCGCAGCCAUAGCAAUCGCAUAUACGGUUGAGUUGCAAAGAAUGCAUGUCAUUAAGGUGGAGCAUGUUGUAGGAAAAAAUGGACUUGUUCCUAUGAGCAUUUUUUGGUUAUUGCCUCAAUAUGCCCUAAUUGGUGUGGCGGAUGUUUUCAAUUCUAUUGGUUUGCUUGAGUUUUUCUAUGACCAAUCGCCCAAUGACAUGCAAAGUUUAGGGACAACAUUUUUUACGAGUGCUAUUGGAGUUGGAAAUUUUUUAAAUAGUAUGCUCGUUACUAUGGUUGAUAAGAUGACCGGAAAAAAUGGUGGAAAGAGUUGGAUCGGAAACAAUUUAAAUGAUUGUCACUUGGACUACUAUUAUUUAUUCUUGUUCGGAUUAACGAUUUUGAAUAUGGGGGCGUUUAUGUGGGCAUCAAGUGUCUAUGUUUAUAAAAAGGAGUCUAAAAUGGUACAAGAGAAUGGUAACUAUGUCCCAAUAGAAGGGAAGAUUAUAGAUGCCUCACUAGGGUUAUAAAUAUGUGAAGUAGGUUAAUUGUAAUUAUUUAAAUUAAAAUUAGGAAGGUUGUUGAAUUUCUCAAUUGUAACUUGUAAGUUGUAUCCAAUCAAUGAUUGUAUAAAUAAGAUUGUUUCACCUAAUAAAGGUGAAUUAGUUAUAAUGUCUUGAAAUUUUAUAUGGUAAUUAGACGUGGUAAAAAUUUAAA
Messenger RNA from Amaranthus tricolor (Joseph's coat), 2180 nucleotides. Its product is annotated as protein NRT1/ PTR FAMILY 5.1. The coding region runs from base 224 to 1993 and encodes 589 amino acids. Gene Ontology annotation, biological process: dipeptide transport; transmembrane transport. The record is from RefSeq and is a predicted model, not a curated record. Gene Ontology annotation, cellular component: membrane. NCBI's taxonomy places the organism in Eukaryota, Viridiplantae, Streptophyta, Magnoliopsida, Caryophyllales, Amaranthaceae. Gene Ontology annotation, molecular function: dipeptide transmembrane transporter activity; tripeptide transmembrane transporter activity. The transcript is spliced from 4 exons.